CCGGUAUGACUCAUCAAAACAAGCAUGACAAAGCGAAACAGGUUGAUAUUAUUCGCAUGGUAAAUACGGCAACUAAACAGUUAAAGAAAGAACAAGUUUUCACUGCAUUGUAAACUGAAGUAGAAAGUAAGAUUCAUUGAAUUGCGUAAUAUCGACCAUGAGUGGAAGAUUAAGUGAUGCUGAGAUUGCGUCGAGUUUGGUUGAAGCUGAUGUUUUGACCAAAGAUUUCAUUAUGCAACAAACCAUGCUGAGGGUGAAGGACCCGAAAAAAUCACUCAAGUUUUACUCGGAAGUUCUUGGGAUGCGGUUACUUCUACAACUUCACUUUGACGCGAUGAAGUUCUCCCUUUACUUCAUGGGUUACGCUGAUGCGAAGGAUAUACCGGAUGACCCCACGGAGCGGAAGACGUGGGUGUUUCGGCAACCGGGUACGAUCGAGCUGACUCAUAAUUGGGGGUCGGAGAAUGAUGACUCGGUGGUUUAUCACAACGGAAACGCUGAUCCUCGUGGGUUCGGACACAUCGGGGUAAGCGUGCCCGAUGUUUACACAGCGUGUGAGAGGUUCGAUAAAUAUGGGGUGGAAUACGUUAAGAAACCCGAUGCGGGUUCCAUGAAGGGGUUGGCUUUUAUUAAGGAUCCGGAUGGCUAUUGGAUUGAGGUUUUAAGCACAAACCAAAUGGUGAAAAUUUGUUAAAUCUAAAUAAAAUGAAUCUUUAAUUAUGAUUCACAUUAAUAUAACGAAAAUUAAGUGGAAAUUAAAACAAUUGAAUCUUAAAUUUAGGUUAAAAUGUUUGACAUUUAUAUUUUUGUUUGCAAAAAGUGAUAAUUAAGAAUAAAGUCUUAUAACUGGCUUCUUGUUAUUUUACAAACUGAUUUUUGGCAAUAAAAACAACAUUGAUUUUAUUGAAAAUUUGAAACUAGUGUUUUGUUGGCCAUUGUGAGACUUUGUGUGAAAAACAUCGGUUUCAAUUAUUUAAGUUAAUUUUUAUGCCAAUAGAUCAGUCUAAUGGAUAUUUAGCUGCUUCGUGAUAUUGAAAUGGUACAACUAUCUGUGUGUUUAAUUUAAUUUGUAGAUUUGAUAAUUUAGGCUAUUCUGUUCAAACUUCUACUGUAAUUAUUUGCAAUGUUGUUUUAAAUAUCAACCCCUGGAAUGUUUGAUCUUGUUAGUUCUAUAUAAAAUAUGAACGUUUAUUUUACACAACUGUUUAAUGUUGAUAAUUUGCAAAUUUGUUUCAAAAUAAGUUCAUGUUUUUUAUGUUUCACAAAAGAUGUAAAAUUCAAACUGAAGUUUAUUUAAAAUCAAAAUUCGUUUUAUUUUUUAUGAAUGAAAACCUCAAAAUUUAGAAAUAUAUAUAUUUGUAAAACAUCAUACUGUCCAAAUGUGAACGUUUUCUUGAAAGAUUCAUCUCAGUUUAUUUGAAAAAAGUUAGAAAGUUCGUUUUAUUAAACAUUUGUGUUUAAAAGAUGUAAAAUUCAGAUGAAAAUUUAUUUAAAGUUUCAAUGUUAUUCAUAUUUGUUGUUUGAAUUAAUCUGAGGGUUUAAGACUUUUCUGUUCAUACUUCAUAACUACCCACAUGCCACAUUCAAAACUUAAUCAUCGUAAUUUCUUUAAUCUAG
This is a messenger RNA of Ciona intestinalis (vase tunicate), 1617 nucleotides long. NCBI's taxonomy places the organism in Eukaryota, Metazoa, Chordata, Ascidiacea, Phlebobranchia, Cionidae. The record is from RefSeq and is a predicted model, not a curated record.